Molecule: messenger RNA, 852 nt
Organism: Caenorhabditis remanei
Lineage: Eukaryota; Metazoa; Nematoda; Chromadorea; Rhabditida; Rhabditidae
Exons: 4
Coding region: 1-852 (283 amino acids)
Source: RefSeq, a predicted model, not a curated record
AUGUUCCAUACCACCGCUGAUUUUGCAAAAAGCUUGUGGUCAGUUCUCUUUAGGGAAAGUGAAGGAGAAGAAACUUACUCUGAAAGUGAAGUCAUCAGAAUUUAUGAAAAAAGUACUUCCCCUGGACUGACCAACAAAAUUCUCCAGAAGUUCGGGUGUAGUUUGGCGGAGAUUCUCACCCAUUCUGCGUAUUUCUACAAGGACAACGAAGAAUGGAAGAUUCACCGAUGCAAUGACAAGUUCGGGCGCCCACUCGAUGAAGAAAAUCGACACAAGAUGUAUGUUCCUGCUCAAAAUUCACUGCCAAUGUCAAUCGUCGAUUUUCAUCACAAUCAUUCCCCCAACUGGAAUGAAGAAGACCGUGAAUUGAUUCCUGGAGAACGGGGCUGGGCUUUACACACUGAACCCAAAUGGACCUCUCGAUAUGACCGAAACGCUGCUCUCGGCCUUCCAAGCAAUGGGAAUCAAGAACGGGGACGCGAAGAUUCUUUUUCCUCGACCUCCAGUGUUACUGUACCACCCGAAGUGUUGGAGAGAUUUGCUAGCAUAGUAAUUUCUUCAAGAUUUGAUGGAAACCAGCCUUCCGCAUCGAAGAGACAACUCCCUGCUUCUCGAGUUGUUUUUGGUGAUGCCAGAGAAGUCCUGAAGACUAACAUCGCAGCCACCGCUCAAAAACUUCCCGUGGGAAAGUUUUCAAUCGACGAUCUGAUUGAGGAAAUUCGGUCCCUUUCGAACGGGGACAAAAAACAAGUUAACGACAUGACUCGAUACUAUUUGUUUAACAUGAACAAAAGGCAAUUUUCCCUCGUCGAUGGAUCCGGAGGAGCCCAAGCCAACAAGUUGUACGAAUAA